Messenger RNA from Tilletiaria anomala UBC 951, 2620 nucleotides. RefSeq lists its product as uncharacterized. The coding region runs from base 200 to 2494 and encodes 764 amino acids. The record is from RefSeq and is a predicted model, not a curated record. The transcript is spliced from 4 exons. NCBI's taxonomy places the organism in Eukaryota, Fungi, Basidiomycota, Exobasidiomycetes, Georgefischeriales, Tilletiariaceae. Gene Ontology annotation, molecular function: oxidoreductase activity.
CCGACACCUUGCAAAGCGCCCAGCAACGACUUCAGCAGGGCUGCUUGUUGCGCUACUGUUUUACGCGCUGUUAGACGGUGCUUUCACAUAUGUGUCAAGUAGCACAUACCAAACAACGCAAACAUUUUGAAAGGAUUGUCGCUCACGCGGUACAUUCUUGUUUAGCCAGCCUUCUCUUCAGUUUCAUACCGCGAGCGAAAUGCCCGUCCCUAGAGGCUGGCACCCUGGCGAGGUGGAAGCCCAGGAAGCACGGGGUUUUGCGGACGAGCUAUGGGGCACCGAUCCACCUUUCGAAGACGGCCUUCCGCCGUUCUACGCGCUUUUCUUUGCGCAGCUGCCUUUCAUCCCGCUGGCAACGCUCGACGGCAGCGGUCGACCAUGGGCUUCGCUCAUCUCGGGUCAGGAUGGCGAGGCUGGCUUCAUUCAGCCAUACACUCCGCCCGGUUCUCGCAGUGAUGAAGACCGCACACUGCGCAUGAAGGUUCCGGCCCCUGAGGGCCUUCCGCUGCGGUUCUGCUUACAGGAACACGGGAGCAUGGGCAUACAAAAGGGCAAAAUUCUUGCGGCUAGCGUUGGUGUUAUGCUUCACAACCGGCGUAGGAAUAAGCUGGAGGGUGUUGUCAAAGAUUGGAAGCUGGACGAGCAUGCAGGCAAUUUAGACCUUGAACUCGGCGUCAACAACAUCAUGGGAAAUUGCCCCAAAUAUAUCAACAGGCGCAUCCUCACAUCAACGCAGCUUAAUCCCAAGGUGCUGGCGUCCGCCUACCCCUCCGCACCGACAGGCACGCCACUCCCCGAUGUGGCGCUCGACAUUGUUGCAUCUGCCGAUCACGUCUACCUUGCUACAAGACACACAGGCAACCCCUCAGUAUAUCCACAGGACGAGAGCAGACUUGGUAUGAACCAUCGAGGGGGUCGCAAGGGAUUCUUGAGGCAUUACUUUGAUCACGAACAAGGCAAGAGCUGCCUCGUCCUGCCAGACUUUUCAGGAAAUCGCUUCAUGCAGUCGAUUGGAAACCUGGUGCAUGAUCCUGUCGCCGGAUUAGCCAUCCCACAUUUCGGCUUCCGCUCUUCUGACGGAGUUUUUGUUCGGCCUGCCCGCGUUUUGCAUGUUACGGGCAAGACGCAGGUGCUUGUCGGCGCGGAAGCGAAGAAGUUCAUGCGCGGCGUUCAAGCUUGCAUCAAAAUUUACGUAGAGGCAUACACGGUGCUCGAGGGCGCUCUUCCGCUCGCGGUAGAUGGUGCGUGGUCGAUGGGUACUGGCGCUCUUUCGAGAGUACAUGGUAAUGAGGCCGAUGAAGAAGCAGAAGGAUUGACGGAGGACGACUGCAUCGAUUGGAGUCCUUAUAAUCCUCCCCUACGCUUGCUAAACAGCGAGCAUGUCAAUCCCUCUCUAGCGAAUCUCGCCUCAGGAGAUCAAGUCAAGCUUGCCACGCUUACAGGCAUGAGUUUCUGGACUCCAACACUGGCUACUUUCCAUUGGUCAUGUCCAGUCUCCUCCGUUCAGGCGUCUGGCUCCGACACAUUGCACCACGCUGGAUGCGAAGCCUACGAAGCUGGGCAGUACGUGAUCAUGGACUGCACAGGUAUUCUCGACACACGGGUAAAGCUGUACAAGCACAUGGCCCACUUUCCCGGUGGAGAGAGGGAAGUGAAUGACGAUGGUGUGCGUUCCUGGACGGUCAGCUCGCGUCCCUCUUUCACUACAGGAAGCGAUGGAAAUACGCUGCUCCACUUUAGCAUGACCGUGCGACGCAAGCAACGCGGAGCCGUCACGCCUGGCCUGUUCCACCAGGGCUGGAGAUGGAAACAGGAGCACAAGAAAGGAUCGUCUAAUUUGAACAUCACGGUCCCGAUGCUUGGCUUCGACGGUGUCUUUACCGUUCCUAAACCAACAAGUAGUACCGAUCCGUUGAAGUUGCUCUACAUGGCGCAUGGCAUCGGGAUCACGCCGCUUCUGGCUCACCUCGAACAGCUCGCAGCACGUCAAAGCCAGAGUCAGGCUGAGGGUGCACAGCAACCAGUAGAUUCCCUGCUGAUCCUCGCCUUCCGCGCCGAUGAGAUGCCAAUCUUCGACGGCUUGCUACGACGUGCUCUUACGGCUCAAGCUGGCAAUCGCCCCGGCUUGGGGAAUGACAAUCCGGCUCAAUUUAAGGUCCGAGUGCUGUACAUCGAGAGGCCAGCGCCGGACGAAGAUCAGGUGUUCUCGUCUGUCACUCCUGAGAUGCUGAGCGCCUUACCGGCUCCAGGGUCGGAAAGCGUUAACAUUACAUUCGAGAGUCGCAAUAUCCCUGGAGGCCGCAUCAACAAGCACUUCUUCUUGCAAGAUGAGCAUCGCUUGGGCCUUGCCUUCGAGGACAUCGCCAAAUACAGGGCAUACAUCUGCGGAACGCCUGCCUUCGAUAAAGAGUGCCGAAAGGCGCUUAAGCUCGUUGCGGCACAGGCGCACACAACUGAAGAACAGACUGUGAUCUCCGAAAGUUUUACAUUCUGAGCAAUAGCGAAUCGCUUUCUUCAAUUUCUGUACAAGUAGCCUUCUAAUUCUCUGUGCAUUUGCUACCUUUCCCACGGUUCCUAAAUUGUACUCCUCGUUGUUGCUGCAAUAUUAUUCUACAGUAUC